CACAACCAUCCACUCACUCACUCAUUCACUCAACAUGAGCAAACGACACGUCCUCGACCUCGACCUCGCGGCCAGCGACGACGAGACCAACACCAACACCAACGAUGCAGGCUACGACUCCGAAGCCGCGGAAGAGCAAAGAAGCAAGAACCGGGCCGUGAAGCGUCGGCGGACAUCAACGACACAGGAUCUGCACGGUCUAGACGACUGCUCGGACGACAACGACUCGGACGCGAACGACGAGAGCGAAGAGGAGACGACGAAGGGGAAGAGCCGCGCGAAGAAACUAAAACGGGCUGCGUCUGCGUCUGACAACGGAGAUGAAGAUGAAGACGAAGACGAAGUCUCCAACUCCGACAAAGAAGAACCCACCACCCUGACCGCCAAAACCGCCCUCAAAGCCAAAACCAAAAAAGUGCCCAAUAAGAAGAAGAAGAAAACCGGCGUCGUCUACCUCUCCUCCCUACCUCCCUACCUCAAACCCAUGUCGCUGAAAUCCCUCAUCGAGCAACGCUCCUUCAGCCCGGUACUCCGCGUGUUCCUCGCGCCGAUGGUCAAAUCGACCUCCGCGCCGCGCCGCGCCUCCAACAAGCGCAAGAUGUACAGCGAGGGGUGGGUGGAAUUCGCAUCGAAGAAGACGGCCAAGAUCUGCGCGGAGACGCUGAAUGCGUCGAUCGUGGGCGGGCGCAAGGGCGGCUGGUACCACGAUGACGUGUGGAAUAUGAAGUAUCUGCGGGGGUUUUCGUGGGAUGAUCUGAUGGAGACGGUGAGGAAUGAGCGGAGUCAGAGGGAGGCGAGGCAGCGGAUUGAGGAUUCCAGGGCUAGGAAGGAGGAUAAGGUCUUCUUGGAGGGGUAUGAGCGUGGGAAGGUUAUUGAGGGGAUUCAGGAGAAGAGGAGGCAGAAGAAGAAUGCUGCUGCUGCGGCAGCGGGUGGGGUGGAUGUGGAUGUGGAUGCGCCUGUUGUUGCUCCGGCGCCGGAGAAGGUGCGCAUGGUGUUUAAGCAGAGUGAGGUGAAGCAUGGGAGGGAUCGGUUGAAGGGGGAUGGCAAGUUGGCGGAUGAUACGCAGAGGGUUUUGGGAAAGAUUUUUUGAUUGGGGGAUUGUACUUUGCGAAUGAGAUGGGCUCUCUUGGUCUGUUUGUUAAUUGAUAUCCCGGUGUUGUUUGAGAAUAUUGAAUAUAAAGAU
Molecule: messenger RNA, 1183 nt
Organism: Aspergillus heteromorphus CBS 117.55
Lineage: Eukaryota; Fungi; Ascomycota; Eurotiomycetes; Eurotiales; Aspergillaceae
Product: RNA-binding ATPase activator ESF2
Exons: 1
Coding region: 35-1090 (351 amino acids)
Biological process (GO): endonucleolytic cleavage to generate mature 5'-end of SSU-rRNA from (SSU-rRNA, 5.8S rRNA, LSU-rRNA); small-subunit processome assembly; endonucleolytic cleavage in 5'-ETS of tricistronic rRNA transcript (SSU-rRNA, 5.8S rRNA, LSU-rRNA)
Cellular component (GO): nucleolus
Molecular function (GO): RNA binding
Source: RefSeq, a predicted model, not a curated record